Plasmodium fragile is the source of this 5085-nucleotide messenger RNA. RefSeq lists its product as uncharacterized. Bases 1 to 5085 code for a protein of 1694 amino acids. Lineage: Eukaryota; Apicomplexa; Aconoidasida; Haemosporida; Plasmodiidae. The transcript has a single exon. Gene Ontology annotation, molecular function: helicase activity. The record is from RefSeq and is a predicted model, not a curated record.
AUGUGGGAAGAGUGGGACGAUGAGCACUUUGUGAAAAUUUUUUUUGACUGGAACAUAUUUGCCAAAUAUGCAAAUGAUAAUGAAUUUAAGGAGCUAGAAGAAGGGAUAAAGAAAGAAAUUAGUAAUUCGAGGUGCUUGGACAUAAAUGAAGAAGACGUGGAGAAUGAGACAAAUGACAACAUCCUAUUGAUACUACACUCGUUUAUUGUAGAAAAAAAAUACACAGACGUUUCAGAUUACCUCGUUAAUAUAAUUUUAAGGUGGAAUUAUUACACGAGCUUGAGGAGCGAAAAAGAGCUUGAUUCUAAUGGUGUAAAAAAUCGCCUAAAAAUAGAUGUAGAUAUUUACACCCCGCCAGAUGUGUACAAAAAUUUUGAAGAAUAUUUUUAUUCAUAUUUUCCAUUAUUCCUGAUCGAAACACAACAAUUAUUAAACAAUAAAAAGGAAAAUGAAAAUAUAAAAGAGUAUGACGUGACGCUGAUUAACACCCCCAAGGAGAUUUACAAUUUUGAGUUCACCAUCAACCUAGCUUAUGACAGUGUGGUGUAUGCAAACCUCUUCUAUGGUGAUCUUAUUCUGCUUCGGUUUAUUCCAAAAAAAACAGUAAAAAAUGACUCACAUAAUAUUUAUACCCCUAUUUUUUGUUCCGUAAAGAGAAAUGAAGAAGAAGAAGAAUUAAUGUCUAGUGAUUCGGAAAAUGACAAACUGGACGGGGCUUCCUCUGACUCGUACACACAUUCAGAAGGAUCGCUCAAUGGUGAGGAAGUGAAAGGAGAGCAGCUCGCCGAAAACACAAACAAAGUUCAUGUCACCAAAUCGGAUGGGGAGCAAAACGAACUCAACGAGGACUCCAACUCGGCGACAGAAGAAAUGAAAGACCACAUAAAUGACGAAACAAAUGACGACAUUUACAUGAUCAGAAAAUAUUGUGUACGUCAUUUGUUAGGUUACGUGAUUUCGAAAAAUAAGGAACAAAUUAAAGUCAGGUUUAAUUUAAAUUAUAAAAAUUUUGAUGUCAUUGACAGAGUCCGGAAAAAUAUCAUUUACGAAAUUUUUGUGGCUGACAAAUUGGAUCAUUACUUUACUCGCGUGUCCAAGGUGAUCAGUUUAAUUUCGACCCUUCGGUUGUUUAACUGCUUUUUCAAUUUUAGGAACUCUGCCUUGUUGAAUGAAAUUGUCGAAUUUGACCCAAGUGGGGAAGGUCACCCUCAUGCAGACAGCGUCGUCACUUGUAAGGAGGAAGUUGAGCAGGACGAUGGUAUGAGCGAGCAGGGGGAGGGCUUCACCCCUCUUCAGAAGAAGAAGAGGAAAAAAAUGCACAUAGAUAUUGGACACGUUGACGAGGUCAUCUCACACCAAAUACCAAAUGGUGAACAGCAGGAAACACAUUUUGGAGAAGUCACCCCAGAUGAACCAUUGAAUGGGAAUACAAAUGAAGUAGACGAUGUGGAGGAAACCCUUAGGAAAAAAAUUAAGGACUAUUUGAUGAAGUUCAAAUGGUCAGGCGGAAUGGAAGACGUCGCUGUGAAAGGGGAGGAGUCAUCUAAUAAUGAGGAUCAUAAUGAAAAAUCAAGCAGAACAGGUAGGAUGACAAAAAAUAUCGAAGCGAAUGUCAAAGGGGAGAACCCCUCGUUAGACCAACACACGGUUGUAACUAAGAAGGAUAACAAUUCAGGAAGAAGGGAACCAUCCCUCCAUGGGGAUCAGCAGUAUGGAGGCUUCCAUUACAUACCAGAGGCGCUAAAAAAUAAAUUCUUCAACAUAUACAAUAACUACCAAUUAAGGGCCAUUAACAACAGCAUCAUGAAUGACGGCAUUACGCUCAUUCAAGGGCCCCCCGGGACAGGGAAAACUACGACCAUAUUGGGAAUUAUCAGCGCGCUCAUUUUUUUUCAAAAGGGUGAAAUGAAUUCUGUUAGGAAAAGCCCCCUAAGUGAUGAUUUGGUGUCGGCCCAUGUGGAGGGAGAGGCGGGCGACGACAACGACGAAGAGCACGAAGAUGGGGGAAAGAAGAAAAAAAAGAGCCCGUACGUUUGGAUCAAUUACGACAAAAAAAAUGACCACUGCUACUUCAACGACAACUGCUUCGACGCCAUGGAGUACGAAGACUUUUUUGACCAUAUUGAAAAAGACGAAGAAGAAAAAAACCAAAACGUCUUUCACGUCAGUAAAGGGAAUAAGAAUGAAAACAAUUAUGCGUAUGCAAUCCACCUAAGCAUUAUGAAUGCGUCCAGCAGGAUGUUAAAAAGUGAUGAAAACUACGUGGAGGGGAAUAAUUCAGGCGAGGAGGACAUUGUUAAAAAUAAUGAAAAUAGAAUCAAAAAUUUAAUUGCUUUAACAGAGUCGUAUUAUAACUCCUAUGUGAAUAAUGAUCAUCUUGCAAAAAAGUCCGACUCGGUGGAGGAAAGGAAUGCCAAUGAGAAGUUGAACUAUUCAUACUAUGUCAGUGAUUCCAACUCGUACUCCUUUGCUGCCGGCACAUCGGGUCAAGUAUCACCCAAAGGAACGAAAAACGAAUUAAUGAGCAAAAGUUCGAACAUCGUUCCCGUUAGAGAAAAAAGAAAGUGGAAAAGGAAGAACUCUGCAGAAGAGACACAACAAGCCACUUUCAAAAAAGAAAAGAUAAACAAGCUAAACUUAAUUAAGAACAAAAGGAUACUGGUGUGUGCCCCAUCUAACGCAGCCAUUGAUGAAAUUUUGAAAAGGCUAAUAUCGUCAAGUUGUGGAAUUUUAGACGAAAAUGGAAACUUUUUUAAUCCCAUCGUGACCAGAAUAGGGAGAAACGUAAGCACCGACAUAUUAGAAUUUAGCCUCGAAUUUAAAGAACAGUUAUUUUUAUAUCUUAAUAAGAAGGAAGAAAAUAAAAUUAUAAAAAAGAAUUUAUUGAAGACAUCUAGCAUUAUUUGUUCAACCCUUUCUGCCAGUUCAAAUGCAUCCCUAGUUAAUUACAUUGAUUCGUUCGAUGCCAUUAUAAUUGAUGAAGCAUCUCAGUCGGUCGAAUUGGACAUUUUGAUACCUCUUUCCUUUUCUUGCAAGAAAAUUAUUUUGGUAGGAGAUCCAAAACAGCUGUCCGCGACUGUCUUUUCGUUAUUUGCAAAGCGGCGCAAGUAUGCCAGGUCCCUUUUCGAACGACUACAAAAGAAACAUAGGAUGAACAAGUACAAAUAUAAUUUGUUGUCGAUUCAGUAUAGAAUGCACCCAGACAUUUCACACUUCCCAAAUAAGUACUACUACAGAAAUAAAAUUACGGAUGCCCCUUAUUUUCUAUUUACACUUUUUAAAGAAAUGAAAAUGAAUAAGUACAUCACAAAGUUGAUGAGUGAUCCAGGGGAUCCACACACAGGAGCAAUUAUCCAACGGGACCUUUUUUACAAAUUUGAUUUACUUCACUUUAUGCAAAGUAACUUUGGAAAUUUAUUGCCUUCGAAUUUUCGCGACAUAAAUUUAUGUCAGAAAAACCAAGGGGCGAUUGACUGGUUUAUUAUCCCCUUACUUAGACAUAGCGUUUUUUACGACAUAUCAUUUUCGAAGCAAAGGAAAAUAAAAAACUCUUACAUCAACAUUGAAGAAAGCGAAGCGGUCUUGCAAUUUAUUGAGUUCUUGCACUUCAUCUUUACCGCAGAGAAUGUGAAGGAAUGGUACAAACGAAUAGGUAUCAUUACUCCGUACGCCACGGAGAAGUUUUUUUUAAAAAAGGAGCUGAAAAGGUUCUUCACAAAAAAGGGUUACAAAAAUAAUAUUUCUAAUUUUAUUGACAUUGGAACUGUGGAUGGUUUUCAGGGCACGGAAAAGGACAUCAUCAUAUUUGUGUGCGUACGGACCAAGGGUUCGCUCAAAAAGAAGAAGAAGAAAAAAAAAAAAAAAAAGGCCGACGCAGCUGGUAGUGAUGCGAUAGACCAGGAAGACAAUGUGCACAACAUAAGCUCUGCAUCCUCUGCGGAGGAUCAUGUGGAUGACGAUGUGGACGAUUCAAAUAUGUUUUUCUCAAAUUACAAACGACUAAAUGUGGCGCUAACCCGAGCCAAGUACAAUCUAUUCAUUUUCGGAAACUGCAGCUUCUUGAAAAAGUGCGACGCUUGGGGUAAAAUUAUUAAGCACUACAAAAUGGGAAACAAAGUAAUAAAAAUAAAGUACAAAAAAUUUAAAAAGAGGAUGAAAAUUUUGUCUGACAAAGUGACCGAGGAAGACUUGUUCGAUGAGAAGGUUCAGGUGAUUAACAAAAAGAUAGAAAAUUCUUUGUAUAACAAAAAUAUAAUCGAUUACAAUUUCGUGCCAACUAGUGAGCAUGAAAGUUGCCCCUUCGAUUUGAAAAGUUUUCUUUACUCUGUUGGGCUGAGCCAGGCGGAAGAGGACGGAGAUGGAAGCUGUGAAGGGCAAAAUGAAAUUAAUAUUAGUGAGAAUAAAUAUGGACAUGCGGACCCUUCGGCAAAGGCGGAUAAUAACUCUGAGGAGAGGGAAAUCUUGAGCUUCUUCAAGCAGCUGUACAAUGACGAUUUUGGAAUUGCAGACGAGUUUGACCUCGGGCGGGACCAGCUGGGGGGACCGCUAACGGAAACCCUAACCGAACAAACCAAUUGCACAGAUCAGUUGGUGAAGGUCUGCCCGGACGUGGGGAAAGCAACCCAGAUCAGUGACCACACGAGCGCCCUGCCAAAUGGUACAAACAGUGGCGUUAAAAAGGAACCCAUAGAAUUAAUCGAAGUGAUAGAUGUUCAGGAUGAUGCGGGAAGUACGGAACGAAUCAGUAUAAACGGAAAUAAGGAGGAAGGGGAAACAUAUAAUAACAACCAGGAGGAUUUACACCAAAGGGGCAGUUCUUCACUGCCAUCCGCCGCGUCAAGAAAAGAAGCUUCGUAUGUAGAGGUCCGCACGAGUGUGACCAAGAGAAGCGAUGAAACAGCUUCGAACAUGGAUGAAGGGCAUCCUGGCACCACCUCCACGAUGAUGGAAAUAGGUGAAAAUGUGAAGAACAGCAAUUACUUCAUCGAUAUGCUGUAUAACUACUGCAAGGCGAACAAAGAGCUCAUCCUCGUCGUGCAAAGUAUUUUGCCCAAUUUUUCUCAACAAAUUUUGUUUAAGCAGUAG